Molecule: messenger RNA, 2506 nt
Organism: Aplysia californica (California sea hare)
Lineage: Eukaryota; Metazoa; Mollusca; Gastropoda; Aplysiida; Aplysiidae
Product: alpha-(1,3)-fucosyltransferase fut-6
Exons: 5
Coding region: 242-1957 (571 amino acids)
Cellular component (GO): membrane
Molecular function (GO): alpha-(1->3)-fucosyltransferase activity
Source: RefSeq, a predicted model, not a curated record
CGUAGAUUUUCUACCCUCUUCCCUUGUGUUAUUGUUAUGGGACCAAGUUCUGUCACAGGCAAAUCCUGUGCGCAGGUAGAAUCUAGACUGUAGAUCUAUAUCCAGGCCUACGUCUGAUAAAUGCAAACGGCGUUGGUAGCUCGGACUCAGGCAGAGCAGAGGAGAACUUGAAGACUCGGCACGGUGUGUUUCGCUCACUGAGUUCUAAGAAACAAGAACUGUAGCAAUCGAGACAGACAGCAUGGCAAAGGAGUGUUGGGCGGCCACGUGGAAUCAGAAGAAACUCUUCGUCGUUUUGUUAAUUCUCACUUCCCUCAGCACAAGCUUUCUACUCUUGCUUGCCUACAAAUUGUAUUUUGAUCCAAAGCCUUGGACAUGGCCAGCCUCAUAUGCUAUUCAAGGAAAUAGAAAUUUGAUGCCUUUGAAAAGAUUCAGAAUCUAUAAACACUCAGAACUAUUUUGGUCCCAAACGGAUGAAAACGGUCCCAAGGUUAUUGAUGGUGACCAAAUGCCUUCAGACACUGUGGAUAAUAAAUUCAACAGGAUACAUGAUACUGUGGAUCGGGGACAAAUCAUGGAGAAAAACUUGACCACGAUAAUUAAAGAGACAUCUCUAAAUUUGAAUUCGGUGUGGGAAAACGUGACAGAAUCUUCGGUAUUAUCAACAACCAGAGCGCCACUGUUUAACGAUGCAAGUAAAAAUGGUAGUCUGAUUUAUAAGCGUCCGGUAAUCCAUCAUUUGCCGGGGAUGUCACGAGAAAAUCUGAAGUGGUUUUCCAUUGGUACAUCCAGGGCUACGUUAUGUUCGUGGACAGACAACUUGAACGCUAAAGAAAAGGAGUGGGCAGUGAAGGCGCUUCACGAACAGGGAUACGACUCCACUGAUCAGCACACCUUCAAAUCACCCUUCAUUGUCACACCGCGGCUGUACAGGAAUGCGGUUAUAGAAAUGAGCUUCAGAAAUAAAGCUAACAAUAAAUUGGCAGCUCGGCCCACAAAAAAGAAAGUAAUUGCAUGCUAUAAUUGUCCGACAUUUAUAAGAAAUCCCCAACCUUUUGUCUCUUACAACAGAGAUUUCUCCGCUUGUCCGUACAGUGAAUGUGAGUUUCACAGUUCGCGGGACAGACUCAAUGAAUCAGACGCCGUCAUCAUAUUCAUGGAGAAACGUAUCGGACUUCCACCUCCUCGACCAUCUGGUCAGAUCUGGAUUAGUUUUCAAAUCGAGGCCCCACAACGAUACAGGUAUCCAGCAAAAUACAAUCUGUGGAAGGACCAGUUUAACUGGACAAUGAACUAUCGCUUGGACGCAGACAUUUUCACACCAUAUUCGGUAUUCGCCUGGACCCACACGGCUCAGCCCACAAGGGACGACGAAUAUUAUCAAAUGGCUCUGAGCAAGCAAAAAUCUGUGGCUUGGUUAGUCAGCAACUGUGGCACUCCCAGCAGAAGGGAAGCCUACGUGAAGGAGAUGCAGAAAUACAUCGAUAUCGAUAUUUACGGACCUUGCGGAACUUUAGAAUGUCCAAAAAGUAACAACUCGGAAUGUGGAGAACAUAUACAGAAAACAUACAAGUUUUACUUAAGCUUCGAGAAUAGCUUUUGUAAGGACUACAUGACGGAGAAAAUGUACCGUUGGUAUUUACCUAGAAGAUACAUCAUACCGGUCGUGAGAGGAGGCUUCGACUAUGAUAAAUACAUGCCCCAAAAUACGUUCAUAAAUGCGGCUCAUUUCUCAACCCCUAAAGAUCUCGCAAUGUAUCUGAACAAGCUUGGCGACGACCCAGAGGCCUAUGCCAUGAUGCUGAAGGAGAAAGAUAAGGUGGUAUGUUUGAAGAGGAAAUUUGAUUGGUGUGACAUUUGUGAAAAGCUGCAUACAGACAAGAGUGUCAAAACCAUUCCGGAUAUUAGGCAAUGGACACAUAAUUUUGUCUGCAGAAAACCCAUAGAAGGAGAAUGAUUUUCCAAGUCAAACAGGGAAAUACAAAAAAUUAUUUAUUUUUCAACCACCUAUUAUUAUCGCUGCGUUCCAUUCAUAUGAAACUCAGCCUUAUAGCAACUAUCAAAUCUAAAGAAACCAGACUGUCUUUCAGUCAACUUGUCGGCCCCUCCCCCCCUCUCUCUCUGUCCCUCCCUCUCUUUCCCUCUCUCACCCUCUCCCAAGCUUCCUCUCUCUUCUCGCCUCUCUUUCUUUUGUUUCCAGGCUGUCUGUAUGUCUGUGUCUCUUUAAUUCCCUCUUUCUCAAAAUCACUCUCACUUUCUCCCUCUUUUUCUAAGAUCUCCUUUACUCCAGUCGUCUGCCUCUUGACAAUAUUGCUCCCUCUACCAUCCUUCUCUGUCUCACUCUCUCCUUUUCUUGACUUCCUGUAAUUUAUUCACUUUCUGUAUCUUUAAUGUAAUUCAUUGUCUGUGUACAUUACAAUAAUAUGGGUGAUACUGGUUUGGUGCUGUAUCUAUGCUAUGUAUGUUAUGUAUGUAACACACACGACACACACAUAUUCACACACAC